AUGCGUCGCCCCGCUCAGCGUUCGGUCGUCGUCUCCUCGCCGUCUGCCUUGACAUCCCCUUGCCUCGCCAUCACCUCCCCCUCCUCCUCUCGCAAAACCGAGAUUGCUGAGCUGAAGCGUCGCCGACCCCCCUCAGCGUCGGGCCGGCCGUCCCCGUCUGCCCUCACCCUCGACAUCCCCUCGCCCUUGCCAUCACCUCCCCCCUCCUCUCCAGCGCCCGAGAUCUUUAAACCUGCCAUUGAUGGAUUUGAAGCUGAAAGUUACACAGUUGUUGUAGAUGCUGUUCUGAGAGAUUAUAUAUUUAGGCAUCUUACAAACAACCAUGACAAGUUCAAUUUGCUAAUAAUGUGGAGAGAGAUCAGACUUCUUGCUGCCUCUAAACCUGUGAUUGCAUCCAUGUCUGUUGUUGCUGCAAGUGGGGGAUGCUACAUGGCCAUGGUAGCGCAGACUAUUGUUGCUAAAAAGCUGACAUUGACUGCUUCAAUUGGAGUUGUUACAGGUAAACCUAGAUUGAUCCUGUGUGACGAUUAUAGUUCACAUGUUUUUCAGGGAGGUGAGGCAUUGGUGGAGGUGGGUAAUUGGUGUGGUUGUGGUUACGAGUAUUGUGGUGAUUGGUAGUGGUGUGGUUGUGGUUUAGGACCAAGCAAUUUGAUAAUUUAUUGAGAGAUCACUUACUGAAGCCAAGCAAUUUCUUCGACAACUGGAUUCUCAAGUCUGCAUCAUCGAAUUGCAAUACCAUCAGAGGAAAACAUGUACAUGUGGACUAUAAAGAUUUUUAGCUGGUUAAUUGGUAUAUUUGAUACAAUCAGUUUUCCCUUCAAUUUUGUUGCUCUGAAGGAAGUUGAAAUGUUGGCUUGGGAAUGUUCAUUGUAGACUAUGUACCUGAGCUUUUGAGUAUUAGUGUAUCAAAAUUUCUGCUGGAAUGAAAAGCCCUGUUCCUUUUGA
Molecule: messenger RNA, 945 nt
Organism: Asparagus officinalis (garden asparagus)
Lineage: Eukaryota; Viridiplantae; Streptophyta; Magnoliopsida; Asparagales; Asparagaceae
Exons: 3
Coding region: 1-618 (205 amino acids)
Biological process (GO): proteolysis
Molecular function (GO): peptidase activity
Source: RefSeq, a predicted model, not a curated record